Messenger RNA from Salpingoeca rosetta, 1550 nucleotides. RefSeq names its product thioredoxin reductase 2, variant. Gene Ontology annotation, cellular component: cytoplasm. Bases 308 to 1279 code for a protein of 323 amino acids. The record is from RefSeq and is a predicted model, not a curated record. Gene Ontology annotation, molecular function: thioredoxin-disulfide reductase (NADPH) activity. Gene Ontology annotation, biological process: removal of superoxide radicals. The transcript has 4 exons. Lineage: Eukaryota; Choanoflagellata; Craspedida; Salpingoecidae.
GCAAUGUGUCUUGCUUCGUCGUUCACCCUCCCCUUCUCGCUUCGCCUCGGCUUGCUUCGCUUGCCCCUCUCGUGCGCCCCAUCCCGUGCGACAUCCUCUCACUCACUCACUCUGGCAUCAUUUCUCGCCCCUCGCUCGCACAUUCUCGCUCAUCCAGACAAAAAGCGCCACGGGUACGGCCACCGCUGCAUCAGUCGCCUCCGCCACACACGCUGCCUCCAACACAGCUUCCUCGUCUUCGGCAAGCUCCCGCUCCCUGUCCACGUCAUCCACUGCCGCAAACAACGCCAACACCACCAACGACGCCAUGGCUGAGGAACUCCGCACCAAAGUCUGCAUCAUCGGCAGUGGCCCCGCAGGCCACACCGCCGCCAUCUACGCUGCUCGCGCUGAGCUGAAGCCCAUCAUGUUCGAAGGCUUCCUUGCCAACGACGUUGCUGCUGGCGGCCAGCUUACCACCACCACCGAUGUCGAGAACUUCCCCGGCUUCCCUGAGGGCGUCCUCGGCGCUGAGAUUUGCGAGCGGUUCCGCAAGCAGAGCGAGCGCUUUGGCACGCAAAUCUUCACGGAGACAGUGACCAAGGUCGACACCACCGCCCGCCCGUUCAAGGUGCAGAGCAAAGACCGCACAGUCGUUGCAGACACGAUCAUCAUCGCCACGGGCGCCGUGGCCAAGCGCCUGCACUUUCCCGGCUCUGGCGAGGGCGAGGGCGGGUUCUGGCAGCGCGGCAUCUCGGCGUGUGCGGUGUGCGAUGGCGCAGCACCCAUCUUCCGCAACAAGCCGCUGGUGGUGAUUGGCGGCGGCGACUCUGCCAUGGAGGAGGCCACCUUCCUCACCAAGUACGCGUCCAAGGUGUACAUUGUGCACCGUCGUGACGAGCUCCGCGCGUCCAAGAUCAUGCAACACCGCGCCAUGUCCAACCCCAAGAUUGAGUUUCUGUACUCGAGCGAGGUGGUGGAGGCCAAGGGUGACGACCUGCUCCGCUCCGUGAUGGUCAAGGACAAGAAGACGGGCGAGACACGCGAGGUGGAAGCAAACGGGCUCUUCUUUGCCAUUGGCCACAAGCCCGCGUCGGACUUUCUCGAGGGACAGCUGGAGACAGACACGGACGGGUACAUUGUGACCAAGCCUGGCACGACGCAGACGAGCGUUGAAGGCGUGUUUGCUGCUGGUGAUGUGCAGGACAAGAAGUGGCGCCAGGCCGUCACGGCUGCCGGCACGGGGUGCAUGGCUGCACUCGAGGCUGAGCACUACCUCGCCGCCAUGAACGACCAGUGACCCUGAUGUGUGCUUGCUGCUAUUCUCGCUGUCUCAGUUUGCUUGCGCGUCCCUCGCUGUUGUUUGCGUAGAUGCGUGGUUGUUGUUGUUGUUGUUGUUGGGAUUGCGAGCUAGUGUAUUGUGUUGGCAUAGCCGAGAUGCGGCAGAGGAAGGAGAGGAGGUGGAGUGGGGAAGGGGGAGGGAUUGCGCAUGGCAAGACAGGUUCACAUACUUCAACAACACCUUUGAUCGUUCCACCCCCAUGGAAUGAAUACACACAUCGGACAUGACA